AUGACUCCCACCCUCAAGCUCCUCUUUGUGUAUGGGGUGAUUUUAGGUGGCUUGUUCAGAAAGACUGUUGCCACCACUGAAGUAUGGCAGCAGGUUAACCGCUUCCCACGAAACCCACUGCUGAGGGACCACUCCCCUGAACGAAAAGUGAUUGGCUCUGACGAUGGUCCCGUGAAAGUCUACAUCAAAGUACAUGAGAGCAGCCCGCGAAUUCUUUGCGCAACACCGCAGCUCAGGAACAUGGAGCUGAUGGACCCCAACUUCAGUUGGAAAGGACCAAGGGGGAUGCAACUUUCUAAUAGACCAGAUGUAAAAAUAUCACUGACAGGGACACUGACCAUUGAAAACUUCCACAAGGAAUUAUCAGGAGUAUAUGUAUGCACUAUUUAUUUCUACAGUCCUAGUACAAAAUCCUUGCAGUCCUUGAAUCUUAAGUAUUUCUUGUACGCUUACCGGGACCCCGACUAUACCUAUGAAUUUCAGGCUCAGUAUCAUGCAGCUGACUGCCACAAUGCAUACAAUAGCCUCUUCUUAAAGAGGUUGCAUACAGCUUUGAACCAGCUGACCUCAGACUUGGCCUAUACAAUUAGUAUACAUAAGUCAACCUGCCACACUCUCAAAGUGCCCUUGGCCGGCAUACAGUACGAGCUGUUCCUCACCCUCAAGUUGCACCUUGACGUGGAAGAGUUGGACAGUAUCUGCGAAAACAACUUAGAGGAGUGCGAUCACAACCUCCGGCUAGAGAAGGUGCGGCACCGGGUGGAGGCCUUCUUCGCCAAGCAAGCGGAAACGUACCAUGAGAUCUUUGGCCUGCUACCUUUUGUCUACUACAUUGACGGGACGCUGCAAGUGAUUCGUGUUGACCGCUGCAAGCCCGGCUUUGGCAAGGACCACAAGAAACACUCAAGCUGCCCAGAGUGCUGCGUGGUGUGUAGCCCGGGCUCCUAUAGUAGUGGCCGUCAUGUGAGCUGCUUGCCCUGCAGUGAAGCCAUCCAUUAUGGAGAGUCAGACUGUGACAUUGAGUGA
Molecule: messenger RNA, 1026 nt
Organism: Pristis pectinata (smalltooth sawfish)
Lineage: Eukaryota; Metazoa; Chordata; Chondrichthyes; Rhinopristiformes; Pristidae
Product: zona pellucida-binding protein 1-like
Exons: 1
Coding region: 1-1026 (341 amino acids)
Biological process (GO): acrosome assembly; binding of sperm to zona pellucida
Cellular component (GO): zona pellucida receptor complex; extracellular region; acrosomal vesicle
Source: RefSeq, a predicted model, not a curated record